Mollisia scopiformis is the source of this 2650-nucleotide messenger RNA. RefSeq lists its product as uncharacterized. The record is from RefSeq and is a predicted model, not a curated record. Bases 279 to 2216 code for a protein of 645 amino acids. Gene Ontology annotation, molecular function: acyltransferase activity, transferring groups other than amino-acyl groups. Lineage: Eukaryota; Fungi; Ascomycota; Leotiomycetes; Helotiales; Mollisiaceae. The transcript is spliced from 3 exons.
CCCCUCAUUAUAAUACUGCAAUACAUAAAUCCCUCCCCGAAUGUGAUACUUCUCUCUUGCAUCACAACAAAAAGUAACGAAAUAAUUUCCAGCGGCAUAGUUCGAUAUACUUCACAGCUGUUUCUUAUUCUUGCAAUUGAAACUGGGAGCACUGCCAAAGACCCUCUACCUCUCUGAAGCGGGUGAAGCUACACGAAAAACAAUCACAUAGUUUAGACGGUCCAAGCAGACCUUGGCCGGUCCUCUAUUAAAGAGAUAACUGUCUAGUACGGAAAUCAAUGUCCUCACCUGUGAAGCUCACUAGUACUGUGGGUGUUUCAAAAGAUCACCUUGAGUAUGGGUCCUUUCGGAAAUGGCUCAAACCUAUCCGGGUUCGAGCCACGGUGCAUCCAGAUUUGUCGACAGCGCCAAGAGAGGUGGGAGAAGCUUUUGGAUUCAUUAUUCGUCGGGAAGCCAUCCGCCAAACAUUCCACAGAUCAAUGGAACCUCCACAUAAAGAGACAAUGGACCUCGCAUUCACGCUAUUCGACCGUUACGGCAGGCUGAAUAAGGAAAUAAUUGAUCACACGAUCAGAAAAGGUACGGGGUGGUGGAAUGAAGAGGUGGAUCAUGGCAAUAUCGUCCUAAUCGAGAACGUAAAUGUGGACAAGGAGUGGCGAAGGCAAGGUGUUGGAAGGAAACUAGUCUUACAGCUCUUGGAGCAGGCCAUGGCCUCACGAUACAACCCCAAAUUUGCAUUUGCGCGUCCGGCAGCCUUCUACGACCGAACGAACAGGGAAGAGAAGCAGGGGCAGACAGAGGAACGAAACCGGGCUCUUCAUCAAUCAAAGAUUACAGCCGUAACUUCUUUCUUUCGAUCCAUGCAGUUCCGACGGGUGGGUGUCACUGAAUGGUUCGCUUUGGCCCGAGACGAGAAGCACCCAUCUCGUCAGUUACUAUGUAUCGAGGAUUCAGAUCCCGUGUUGGAUGAUUCAUCUGAUAGUGAUAGCGAUGAUGAACCUGAGGUGAUAUUGUGCGGAUUUUCGAUGAAUCAAGACGGUACCAGCCCGAAAUUUACUCAGAAUAGGCUCUCGAAAAGCGACGCAGCAUCACAAGGCUUAGAAGCACUCUUCAAAAGCAAUGGCGCUACCCGAGAUGAGGCUCGUCACACGUCCGCUGCGAUACUGAAACGAAGACAUCCUUUGCAUUACGCAAUCAAGGUUUUGACAGACACAGACUGCCUUGGAUUCCUUCAAUCUCAUACUCGAAACAGCUCAGCUGAGAAUUUUGAUAUCGAAGCGAUAAACGGACAUGGCGAUACAGUUCUACAUCUCGCAGCGAAAGCAUCAAAAUCAGCAUGCCUAAGCUGGAUCAUGGAUUCUUCAAGUGGUGUAAGGCUUGCGAGCAUGAGGAACUAUGAAGGGUAUACCCCCUUGGAAGCGUUGAAGGCACAACUCGAGUGUGAAAGAAUUAGCGAACCUUAUAGUGCUUCACGAACAAAAUGCGUGGCUGAUAAAUUCGAUGGAUUUGAUGAUAGUUCCAUCGCGUGUCUCCUUAAGCUCAUCGGACUCGAAGCGCCAACGGCCGAGCAACGAGGCAUGGCCAAAUUCGGAUGCAGUUGUGGACAAUGUGUGGCUGGCUUCUUGAGCCCACGCAUGAUCAAGAAACUACGCGACGAAGCCGAUGUUCUUUACGACCUCUUAACUCAUCUUGGCUCUACGGAGGAUGGAGAAUCUUGGUACUUGGAUUUCAAGGAUACUCUCGUCCAUCUUCCGGACAGACUCCAGCCGCAUUUCCAGCGGAACAAGAUAUUACGAAAUGUAUUCACUGAGCUCGUAGGCACUGUGGCCAAAUGCCUAGCUGAAAAAGUUGUUCCUCACAGAGCUAGCGUGGUUAAUUCCCUCAGAGAAACACCCAUUUGGUCGCAGAUUGAUGGGUAUUACUUCCAGAAGGGAGGAACAGUGGCAGCCGCUGUAAACAUAGUCAUCGAUAAUGCUAAAGAGCAUGACACCGAGGCAGGAACGCCAUUGUACGAGGUCGCAGACAACGACAGCUUAUCUGAACUACCCAAUUGCCGGAACGACAACGAAUUUGAGUUUGUUCGCCGACAUUGUAUUGACAAUAAACCCCCAAGAACCGAUCUGGAAGACAUCGGGUCUCCUGUGGAUAUGCCGUGGCUCACUCAAAUGGCCCGUAUGAUGUUACUGGGGCAAGAUCCUUUUGAUCAUAUUGGAUAAUGCAUAUAUUUUCCAACCACCUGAUUUACAAAAGAGGAUAGAAGAUUUUAACUUCGCAUGAGAUUUCUCUCCGUUUUAGCGACGGUUAUCAGUAAAUUGAAAUAGGUUUCUUAAAAAUGUGUGAAUUACAAGAGAACAAGGGGGGGUUGACGCCAGAAUAACUAUCUACUCCUUUUGAACUAGAACUAGGUAGACAAGAAAGUCCGAGAGAAUAAUCCUCUCUCACAGGCAGAUACUCCUCUACUGAACAUCACAAACAUCGCAAACAUACCACAUUCACUCUCCUUGCUGAAUCAGAUUCAUUCCUUGACAACAAUGCCUUCACGAUAGAAUAUGGUCCGCUCAAUUGGAGUGCUGAGAUGAAUCUGGCUCUAGAUGCCGAAGCCGGACCGGGCAAAAUAAUCUGUUAUUGCUGCUGAGAUAAUGUUAUCUUU